Podospora pseudocomata is the source of this 2372-nucleotide messenger RNA. RefSeq lists its product as uncharacterized. The coding region runs from base 1 to 2064 and encodes 687 amino acids. Gene Ontology annotation, biological process: regulation of DNA-templated transcription; DNA-templated transcription. The record is from RefSeq and is a predicted model, not a curated record. The transcript is spliced from 7 exons. Gene Ontology annotation, molecular function: DNA-binding transcription factor activity, RNA polymerase II-specific; zinc ion binding; DNA binding. Lineage: Eukaryota; Fungi; Ascomycota; Sordariomycetes; Sordariales; Podosporaceae.
AUGGAUCAUGAUGCUGCCUCGAGACUGAGGCGGCCACGGCAGCCACCACAGACACAGCAGCAGUCACUUGUUUGGCAGGCUGGUGUCUCCGAGUCAUCUCUAACGCCAAGCCCGGCAGAGUCCGGUACCAUCUAUGCCUCGUCCACCGGCGUCCACAACGGCAACGGUAAUAGCAACGGGGCCGGCACCAGUUAUCGCCGUAGAAGGAGAUCUACUCUGGUCGAUGCCGAGGACUCCAUAGCUGUUCGUGGUGAUGGAUACAGCAACGGAGCCGGGGACGUCAAGCAUGCACGCAGUGCCUCUGCCGAGGACGGUGAUAGUGACGACGCCUCUCCUACUACUGCUGAACACCAGAGGAAGAAGCAGAAACGAAACAAGCCCACGUUGUCCUGUUUCGAAUGUGUAGGGAGAAAGACAAAGUGUGACAGGGGGAGACCGCAUUGCCUUGCAUGUAUCAAACGUCAGACCAAGUGUGAAUAUGCCCACGUUGCCAAUGUACUCGAGGAAACGACCAGAAGUGCGGCCAACGAGCGCCGGAUGACGAAGGGUCCCAAAAAGAAGGGAGACGCGCUUAAACCCACGAUCCCAAACGCUGCUGAUAGGGGCUUCAACGUGAAUCGACUAAAGGCGCUGGGAUCGGUUUCAACUUCGACAGGCCUGCUUUCGAACGUUCCCUACUCGGCUCCUGGCUCGUCCAAUGUAUUUGGCAUUGGAUCUGAGCACCCGUUUGCUAAUUACUGGACUUGCGACGGGGGCUUGCCCGAGGUUAUCUCUGUCUUGCCGGAGAAAGUGCAGUCGGAUAUUCUCCUGACGCGGUAUUUUGAGUGUGUCGACCCGGUGUAUCCGAUGCUGCAUAGGCAGACGUUUUAUGCCGACUAUGAGCAUUUCUGGUCGUUGAGCCGGCCUGAGAAGGACCAAGCCGACGGAGCGUUUGUGGCGCUCAUUUUCGUCAUGCUCGCCUUGGGCACUCAGUUUGUGACGUCGACUUCGCCCAGGGAAAGGAAGCAGACGGCCGAGUUCUACGCUUCGGCGAGUAAUCAAGCCUUGCGUGUGAGCUCGUAUCUCAGCAUAGCGAGCAUUCGAUCGAUCCAGGCCAUGGUGUUGAUCACGUACUUUCUCAUCAACGACAACCACGCUUCUGAUGGGUGGGCGUUCGGGGGGAUUCUUAUGAGGCAGGCGUAUGCGAUGGGAUUGCAUCGAGAUCCAAAUAUUGUCGUCCCUGACGCCUCCCCUUUUGAAAAACAACAACGCCGCAAGGUCUGGCAGGCCGUGCUUCUUCAAGACACCUUCCUGACGGUCUUGCUAUCGCUCCCGCCAAGCGCGACCCACACCGACGUCAGCGUCGACGACCUCAAGCAGGACGACGCCUCCAUCGCCACCGACGACCCGACCGACACGGACUACAUCAAGUCCAGCUGGACGCUCGCCAACCUGGUCCAGGAAACCAUCUGCUCGCCUCGGUCCCUGGACGUGCCCAUCUGCACCACCGUCCGCCAAAAGUCUAAGCUGGUGCAAGACUUUAGGACCGUCUACCGCACCUUUCCAACUGUGUUUCGCUAUUGGGACCCGCAGGUCCUGACGGAGAUGGCGCAGAGCAACAAGCGGGUGGUGAGGCAGACGCUGUUCCUGUGCAGCAAUUACUUUCACAACUUGAUGCUGGUGCAUGCGUCGGAGAGCGCGGAUGUGCCUGUUAACGUUAGAGGGACGUUGGAGGCGGCUCACGAUGCGAUUACGGCUUUCUUUAUCUUGUUUCAGCUUUUUGAGGCUGAGGCGAGGGUGUGGUGGGUUUUCAACCACAGGGCGUUUUUGGAGGCGCUUUGUAUUGGGAAUGUGCUGAGGGAGGUGGCGAGGGGGGAGGAGGGGGGGAUUAUGGGGGAGGAUCCUUUGUUUAUAAGGGCUAGGAGCGAUAUUGCGAGGAUGAUUGAGAUUAUGGAGAUUAUGAGCCAGGGGGAGCAGGCUAGUGAGACGGCUAGGACGAGGGUGCAGGUUUUGAGCGAGUUGUUGUUGCCAGGGGGUAGAGGAGGGGAGGGUGAUGGGGUGUAUACGAUUGGUAUGGGGGUGUAGUUCACCAGAGUAUUUGGGUGGUAGUUUCUUUGGAUGUUUUGGAGGGAAAAGGUAUGGUUUCAAUGGUACCUAGGUAUAUAUAUGGCAUAGUACACGGAACAUGUAUGGUAGCGAAUGGAUGACAUUGAUAAUCAUGGGACAAUCACACUGGUCUGUCUCGUAGCGAAUAGCUACGAGUACCACCAUCUUCCAUGAUAUACAUACCUAGCAAGCAAUGGCCCGACCUGAAAACGCAAGUCAUUCUUUGGAAUUCUCGAACCAUACCGUCUUCCAACAGAAACAACAACUCCCCAUUCAAACCCCCUCGC